CAAAAAACAAUCCACAGAAAAGGGUUUGGAUUUCUUUCUCGUCCCCAAAAUUUUCCCCCUUUAAUCCCCAGCGCUCUCGGACUUGAGCUUGCCCUAGCCUCAAUCCCUCGAUUCCCCAAUGACGACCAUGAGCGAUGAUGGAGAUAGGACCUGCCCUCUCUGUGCUGAAGAGAUGGAUUUAACUGACCAGCAACUAAAGCCAUGCAGAUGUGGAUAUGAGAUAUGUGUUUGGUGUUGGCAUCAUAUAAUGGAAAUGGCUGAGAAAGAAGGUGCAGAAGGGCGAUGUCCAGCAUGUAGAACAACAUAUGACAAGCAAAGGAUUGUCGGAAUGGCUGCUAACUGUAAAAGGAUGGUGGCUGAAAUAAGUUCGGAGAAAAAGCAGAAGCCCCAAAAGCCAAAAAGUAAAUCCUCAUCAACAGUAGAGGAUAGGAAGCAUCUUAGUAGCGUACGUGUGGUGCAGAGGAACCUUGUAUAUGUAAUGGGAAUGCCUUCUAAUUUGUCCGACGAAAAUAUUCUUGAGCGGAAAGAAUACUUUGGUCAGUAUGGUAAAGUUUUAAAGGUGUCAGUUUCAAGACAAGCUGGCGCGACUUCCCAACAGGCAGCUAACAACAAUACUUUUAGUGUGUAUAUAACAUAUGCCAGAGAGGAGGAGGCUGUCCGAUGUAUUCAAGCUGUCCAUAAUUUUGUAUUAGAAGAUAAAGCUUUGAGAGCAUGCUUUGGUACUACAAAGUAUUGCUACACUUGGUUGAGAAACAUGACUUGCAACAAUCCAGACUGUUUAUAUUUGCAUGACAUAGGUAGCCAGGAGGACAGUUUCACUAAAGAUGAGAUUAUAUCAGCAUAUACAAGGAGUCGGGUUCCACAAAUUCCUUCAAAUAAUUUGCAACCACGUGCUGGAAAUGUGUUGCCACCUCCGGUAGAUGACUUGUACUGUAACGGAGCAGUUCCCAAUAAACAAGCAAUAAAGAAUUCCUUCAAUGUUAAAAGCUCUUCCUUCGAUACAAGUGGUGCAAGGUCUACUGUUCUUCCGGCAGCUGCGUCAUGGGGAAUGCGUGCUUCAAGUUGCCGGUCACCCUCUUCAGAUAGCAUAAGCUCUCAAACUUCUCUUAAGCAGAAGAUAGAAGUCCUUGAUAGUUCAUCUAGUUCUUCAAUGGUCUCAGGCACAAAACAGAAUUCUGCAUGGCAUGACAAUGCAAUUACCCCUUCAAAGGUUCCUGAAGGAAAGUCUUUGGUGCACACAGAUGGUAGAUCUAAGCUCUUGGAACCUUUCAGACGUGGUAAUGGGAGGGAUCAUCUAACAAAAGUAUCAGAUGUGUCAUCUAGGUCUUCCCUGGAUGUUGACCAUAGUUCUAUUUCUGCAUGGGAUGAUGACAUUCCGGUGGCCAAGUUACCUAAUGGAAAGCAAACAAUGCAUGUUAACGACAGCUUUAGGAAUAAAGAAAUGUCUAGACGCAUAAAUGCAACAUCUGUUUCGAACGUAGGAGAAGAUAUUAUCUUGGAUGAAUCUCGUCAUUCUGCAUGGGAUGAUGACACUGUUUUUACAUCUAACAUGCCAGCAGAGAGGCAGAUUGUACAUAAUAAUGACAUUUGGCCCUCAGAGACUUUGGAGCCUGGUGUUACAUUUUCUAAAACAUCUAUUUCAGACGUGACAUCAAAGGCUUUGCCUGAUGUAGCUCAUGCUUCUGGAGUUUCCGUUAGUUGUUCAUCUGGUCAGCUUGCCCUGCAACAUGAAAACAGUGACAGAAGUCAUACUGCAUCUACUGUCAAUAGCGGCCCCGUAAAUAUCACAUGUUCUGAAGGUGUUGGUUGUGAAUUGAGUAGCUCCUGUCUUGAUACUAAUAUUACUAUAGCUGUUAAUGGGAAUGCAGAAAGUUUAUGCUUGGGGUUGUCUUCAGUAAAUUUGGAUACCCCUCUUGGCAUUGAUCAGAUAAACCAGCAUCAACAGCAUAACUCAAUUACUGAUCAGCAUGUAGAUGAAAAUUUUGGGAAUUUAAGUUCGAGGCUGCAUCAACAUUAUCCUGAAAAUGGGGCAGAAAGCUCAACUUCUUUUCAUGUGAAUAAUGCUCCUGUAAUUCCUGAUGCGCAUGUCCAUGGAAAGUUGUCUGAUUGGAAAUUAGAACCGCAGAAGCAAGUUUUAUCAUCUACCAUAAAUGGGAUUGGAGAUGCAACUGCAAUUGAUGAUCCGAGACACAGACUUUCUGAAAUUACCAAUUUAUCAUCUUGUGCCUCGUAUAAAAAUUACUCUUCUGAUGUUUCAAAUUCAAAUCAACUAACCAGCAAUUCUCAGAGUGGUGUUAAACUGUUCUCUGAUGGAGAUUCUAGAAUUUUGGGGGCACAAGUAAAUAAUCACUCUUUAUAUUCGAAUGGAUACCAUGAGCAAAUACCAAGUAGUUUUGUUAAACCUGAGAGCGUAUGUGAGUAUCCUAGUACUGGCUACACUGGCAAAGAGGUGUACUCAAGUAGUUUUGAUAACAUAUUAAAUAUGGAGGGGACUGCAACUGUAGAUACCAAAGAGGAACACAUUGUAUCAAAAAUGCUCUCGUCAGACUUUGAUAUAUGGGAUAACUCAUGGUCUUCUGCUAACGAUUUUGCUAAACUUCUUGCCCAAAUGAACAAACAGGAGGGACCUUCUAAACAGUCAACCUCAUGGAAGCCACAAAAUACUAACCAGUCCAGGUUCUCAUUUGCGAGGCAGGGAAAUCAAUCAAACCUUGUAGACAUCGCUUAUAGGGACACAGGUUUUGCACAGCAGCAAGUCCCCUCAAAUCAAGAGGCAUAUGGAAGUUGCUUUGGAAAUGAUUUCCCUGUCAGUAAUUUUGAUCAUCUCAAUGCGAGCAGCUCAACCAUCUCUUCUGAUACUAAUGCAGGUAUCAUGAGGUCUAAAAUAUCUGCCCCACCUGGAUUUUCUGCUCCUAAUAGGGCUCCACCUCCAGGCUUUUCAUCUCAAGAUAGAUAUGUCCAGUCUUUCAGUACAUGCUCAGAUUCACAAUUGCUUGGAAGUGCACUUCAAAAUCAGUUUCAAGUACAUGCGACCAACAUUGUUGAUGAUGUAGAAUUUAUUGAUCCAGCAAUUCUUGCUGUUGGCAAAGGAAGGCUACCUAUUGGAGUAAAUAAUACAGGAUUAGGUUCCAGGCCUGCUUUUCACCAACAACUAAACACAUCAGAGAGUGAUGCAAGAAUCCCGUUGUUGAUGCAACAAUCUAUUUCUGCUAACCAGGACCCAAGAAUUCCUAGCUAUAUUGGAGAUAGAUUCUCCCAACUCAAUGAUGCUUAUACAUCUUCCAGAUUUUCAGCACAGAAUUCUAGCUUAUCUCAAUUUUCACAGAUACCACACCAGCAACCCUCACGCACUCUAAAUGGCCAGUGGAGCGGUUGGAAUGAUAUACAG
Messenger RNA from Asparagus officinalis (garden asparagus), 3388 nucleotides. RefSeq lists its product as uncharacterized. The record is from RefSeq and is a predicted model, not a curated record. Lineage: Eukaryota; Viridiplantae; Streptophyta; Magnoliopsida; Asparagales; Asparagaceae. Gene Ontology annotation, cellular component: CCR4-NOT complex. Gene Ontology annotation, biological process: protein ubiquitination. The annotation marks the transcript as partial. Gene Ontology annotation, molecular function: ubiquitin-protein transferase activity; RNA binding. The transcript has 13 exons.